Molecule: messenger RNA, 7123 nt
Organism: Belonocnema kinseyi
Lineage: Eukaryota; Metazoa; Arthropoda; Insecta; Hymenoptera; Cynipidae
Gene: sif
Product: protein still life, isoforms C/SIF type 2
Exons: 30
Coding region: 717-6767 (2016 amino acids)
Biological process (GO): activation of GTPase activity; positive regulation of axonogenesis; small GTPase-mediated signal transduction
Cellular component (GO): membrane; synapse
Molecular function (GO): protein binding; guanyl-nucleotide exchange factor activity
Source: RefSeq, a predicted model, not a curated record
CCAUGGCUACAUCAUCCGAGAUGAAUCCGCGCGACAAACCGGGGAAUCCCUGACGGUCCAAGGGUCGUGAAACGGGGCUGCUCCUCUCCUCGGGCCCAAAGUCGAGCUUUUACAUCCGCCAUAGGAAAUAGAAGAAGAAAAAACAAGAACCAUCUUCCUAGAGUCACUCAUUCUCGCCCGUCGACCCAGAGCCUCGAACCCGCAGCGCUCCGCAUCGAACCAACGCGUAUUGGCCGCCACGGCUUCCUCUUCGACGGAAAAAUUGCCUGGAGUACGAACGUGAUUGCUUUUCGGAAAAGCUGAUAGAAGCGGACGUCAGCAAUGAUGUGACAAUAAAGCUAUCAGCUUCUUCUCAUAUCUGGGAUCGCUUCGAGCCCCAGUGAAUCCAGUGCUUCCCGAAACACAAAAAAUAAAAGAAAAUCUAAAAAAGAAAACAAAGUCUAAAAAAGACUUAAAAAAAAGAAAUCCAAAACUGAACAUCGACUGAUCUGCAAAUAGAAGAGAAAGAAACAUCUGUGCCAAAAUCCGAGGCCAAACUACUGUGUCAAAAAAGGACAGCCGACAAAAAACUAAAAGACUAAAUCAAGGAAAUUAAAAAAUUAGAAGAAUAUUAGCAAAAGCUGAAGAAAAUAAAGAAAAUCUAGAUAAAAAAUAAGUUGCCAAAUAGAAACAAAAAGAGGAGAGAGACUGAAAAAGUGGAAAGGAUAAAAAAUAAAAUGGGUAAUAAGUUGUCCUGCAGCUGUGCACCUUUGAUUAGAAAGGCAUAUCGAUACGAAGAUUCCCCAUGGCAAACGGGACCCAGAGUUGGGAUAGCCGGAAAUACAGGACGAAGAGGUGACACUGGCCACUUGCUCAGGUGCGGAAGCUUAAGAGAGAGGAAGAGACUUUGGGCUGAAGUCUUCCAUGUAAGCGCCAGCAGUGGAUCUGUAAAAUGGCAACAAAUUUCCGAGGAUUUGGUGCCAGUCAAUAUCACCUGCAUUCAAGAUUCACCAGAAUGCAUCUUCCAUAUUACAGCUUAUAAUAGUCAGGUGGACAAGAUCCUGGACGUACGACUGGUUCAACCAGGUACAAGAAUCGGCCAGGCAUCGGAAUGCUUUGUUUAUUGGAAGGAUACGAUGACAAAUGACACUUGGGGAUUGAAUUUUACCUCUCCAAUCGACGCCAAACAAUUUCGCGAAUGUUGCUCACCCUCUUUUAAGAUUUCAAGAAAGGCCUCUUCUUCCUAUUCCCUAAAGUUGGAACCACCAAACAAGCAAAAGGUGAAACCUCGAAGAAAACCUCUUUCGACCCCAGCAUCGCCAAACAGAUCGAAGGAACCAAUUUGCACCUGCAUGACUCCUGAACAAUUCGCCAGACUUCGAAGUCAAGAUCCAAGAUAUCGUAGUUCAUGCGGCCCAUCGACUUUACCACGAACUAUGGCGCGAUCGACUGAAAUGGAAAUGACACCAGGACGUGAUAAAAUAACGGCGGCGACGUCCAGCGCAUCUCUGUACGACAAUGUCAAUAACGCAAAUCAACCUUUAGGAAAAUCCUUAAAGAGCGGAGAUACCAUGAAAAAAGACAAACAGCAGCAGAACGAAACUUGCCAAACGACUCCAAAAACUGCAAACGUGGGGAUUGGUACUGCGACUGUUGGCUCACAGAUCGACAGCCCAGAAGACAAGGGAUCCUCGAUUUCUCCCAAAAAGGGUUCAAAACAAAAUCAGGAUACUUCGACUCACCAGAAUGGAAUGGAAACGCUCAAAUCUGAAGGAACUCAAGCAGGAGGAACUCUACAAAAUAAAUCUCUUCGUCGAGAGCAACUGCAUCACACAAAAUCGGCCGAUUAUACCGAAUUAGAAAUGCAAAAUGGAAAUAUUUUCAAUAUCGUGAAUAAUAAUCACAGUCGUAAAUCCAAAAGCAAAAGCACCGACGACAUGAGAAUUGAAAAUGCUCAAAAUGGAAUAAGUCUGGAUUCAAAUACUUUGAAGAGGAUGUUAAAGCCAAUGUCGAGUGUUGAUAGUCCAGUGACUUCACCAGAAAUGUCGAGGAAAAAACAUGCGCAUCAUGGAUAUCAUUAUCAUCCGAGCAAUAACAAUCAGAAAUACAUGGUUUCCGAAGGAGAAAAUGAAAAUUAUCAUUACAGGAGUCCAUACAAUAACAAAUUCCAAGGAUCAAGGAGUGUUCAUGACAUGGGAAGGCAGUACAGUACUAGGAGCGGAAGAAGCAGGAUGUACUUAGAUUUGGAACCUAAUCGCUGCACAGGUGAUGUCUCUCCACCUUCGGACAACGUGAUCUUCGAUAAUCAGUGUUACGCCACAACCCCAAGUUCCUCCAACGGGAAUUCGGACAUGGAACAGCCGAAUCAUUGCAAUUCAAGAAAAUGUAAUGGAGGACAAUAUCAUCAGCAAAAUAUGCAGUCAGCAUCAACUCCUGGAAGUCCAACUAGCAGACUUCUUCUGGAAUACGAGAUGCAUCUGCGGAAUACUUUGGCUAAGGGGAUGGAUGCUGAGAGCAUCAGUCUUCAUACUUUCGAAGCUUUGCUGACACAGAGUAUGGAAAAUCUUGAGUUCGCAGAAAAUAUCCCCUUAAAUGUACAGCGCACCCCACACGCAUCAAGAAGGCGCUCAAGUUCAAAUAAAUCGUCAACUUUGCCCCUCUCUUAUCGUUAUUGUACUGAGAGGCAGAACAGCAAAGAUCGGGAUGGAUAUUAUAGUGACAGAAACGAAAUCAUCAGAGAAAAAAGGGAACGAGAAAUCGAUCGUGAUCGCGGAUAUCUCAGCGAUUACAAUUCUAGAUGUGCCAGUUGCAUCGGGGAAUCAGCUCGCGCUCAAUGGUUCAGACAUUCGGAUGGAUGGCAAUCCGGCAGUUCGACUCUCGGAUCAGCGGCUUCCAGUUCAAUGAAUCCAAGCUAUACUGGACAUAAAAGGGAAUCCCCUUGGGAUUCACUUCCCUCUCUUCGACACGAAGGAAGCCUCAACGACUCUGGUUACAAAUCUAACCGAACCGACUCUCUAGAGCAAAGAGGAACUUUUGACAGACAAGACAGCGUGAGAUCGGAUUAUAUGUCAGACAGAGAAAGCAGGUACGGGAUCGUGCAACAAGCUUCUUUAGAGAGCACAGACUCAAGACUUUGCUACUUGACGUCUUCAGAGAUGUCAGAUGAUGACAGAAUGUCAUUGACGACUGCUGUCAGCGAUGAUGAUGAUGGAGAAAGUGUGAUGAAUUCGCCAUACAGGGGAAAAACAAUUGGGACUGCAGCCGAUUCUUUCAACUGCACUGGAGCAGUUCGAAAAGCGGGUUAUCUGAGUGUGAAAAAAUGGCUUUUGAGAAGGAAACAGCAUAUUGAGCUUGCGAGAGGACGAGGAUGGCGAGGUUAUUGGGUCUGUUUGAAAGGAACAACGCUUCUUUUCUACCCUUGUGAGUCCCACGAAAGCAGGGCAGUGGAAACUGCCCCAAAACAUUUAAUUAUCGUCGAUGGGGCCAUCAUGCAACCAAUUCCUGAACAUCCAAAAAGGGAUUACAUAUUUUGCCUCAGUACAGCCUUUGGCGAUGCCUAUUUAUUCCAGGCGCCUUGUCAAGUGGAACUUGAAAACUGGGUGAACAGCAUCCAUUCGGCUUGUGCCGCUGCCUUCGCUCGUCAUCGUGGCAAGACCGGAACAUUGCACUUGCUCCAGGAAGAAAUUUUCCGUUUGGAGAAGGCAAUCGACUCUGACUCAAAAUUGAAGCACAUGGCAGAUUUGCAGCAGUCGGUGGUUUCCGACGUAGAAACUAAAGAACAGAUCAAUAACCAAAUAGUUCAGUGGGAAGAGAAUCUUGAAAGACUUCACUGCGAACAAUUCCGUUUAAGAUGCUACAUGGCGAGUUUGCAGAGUGGAGAACUUCCUAAUCCGAAGAGCCUGCUCACACACGUUUCAAGGUCAACUAAGCAAACCUUGAACAAACUUGGAGUCUUUACGGUCUCGUCCUUCCAUGCGUUUAUUUGUGCGAGGAGCCCCUCGUUGUUGAAUAAUUUAUUGACUGGGAGAGGAGCUACGAAACGCAGACCACCUCUUUUAUCGAGAAGUAACAGCUCUUCCAGCAGGAGAUCUUUGCAGAUUUCUAGGGACGAAGAAAAAAUGGUCAAAGUCACUGUGCCUGAAAAUCAGCUUGUGUCGGUGUAUUUGAGGGACGCAAUGACUGUGGAGGAGUUUUUAGCAAGUGCUUGUAGUAGAAAAGGCCUGAAUGCGAUGGAACACUUUGUGAGGGUAAAGAAACGGCGAGAUAUGGAGGAUCAUAAUUAUUUCGUGCCUCACAGAACAGACCUAAUUGAAACUUAUUUGCACACGCACGAGAUGGUGGAAGUUUGCGCCAAAAUUCUGUAUCAAGUAGAGCUUCAAAGAAACACUUUAGACCAAAUGUGGGGUUUCUCGGUUGAAGCAGAACUGAUCGAAAAUUCCGAUCGUCAAGAUGAGCUCUGCUGUUAUGUCAGCAGGGUCGAGGAUAAGAGCGUGGCUAUGCAAAACGGAAUUAUUAAAGGAGACGAGAUCAUGGUCAUAAAUGGAGCAAUUGUGAGCGAUUUAGACAUGAUGUAUUUGGAAAGUGUACUCCAAGAGGAACUCGCCCUUUGUAUGAUGAUGCGUUCUUCGAGGACUGAACCUCCUGAUCUCACGGGAAUUAUGAGGGUCAAUGACGAUAUCGAAAGCCUGGUGUGUCCUCCUCCUCCGACUGAUCCACCAGUUAUCAGUGAUGAAAUGAUUUCUGGCCUGAUUGUUCCUGCUCCUGGUUGGAGUAAAGAAAAUUUGGUCCAGGAAUGUAUAACAUCAACUCCUGCUGGAACAGGAAAGCCAACAUCCAGGACAAAUUCUUUUGAAAUUGAAAAUUUGCUUAAGACUGCAGAACAGGUCACUGGAAUUUGUAGGUCGCCCGGAGAAACCAGGAAGUCUAGUCCAACCGGAAGUGUUGUCAGCUCACAUUCUCAGGCUUUAACUCCUAGCAGACAAUUAAGCGAUGCUGAGAAGCUGAAAAAAGUGAUUUUAGAAUUGAUCGAGACUGAAAGGACAUACGUAAAGAACUUAAAUAAUUUAUUGGAAAACUAUCUGGAGCCUCUGAAACGGGAAACGUUCUUGUCGAAUGCAGAAAUAAACGCGCUUUUCGGCAACAUUCAAGAAAUCGUAACGUUUCAACGACAGUUUUUGCAAAACCUCGAUCACGCGAUCGAAAUGGAGGCGGACUUUAACAACUUCGAGCAUCCGAGUCAAUUUAAGGGUGUCUUGUUUUCCAUUGGAAGUGCCUUCUUAUAUUACGUAAAUCACUUCAAGCUUUACAGCUCGUUCUGCGCGAGUCAUUCAAAGGCUCAAAAAGUUUUACAUCCCAACGAAGGAAACCAAGCUCUUCAAGAGUUCUUACAGGCGCGAAAUCCAAGACAGCAACAUUCCUCUACUUUGGAAUCAUAUUUAAUCAAACCUAUUCAGAGAAUUUUAAAAUAUCCGCUGCUUUUGCAGCAAUUAAGGAAUUUAACCGACGAGCGGAGCGAGGAACAUCGACACCUAAUUGAGGCACUGAAAGGAAUGGAAAAAGUAGCUGAGCAUAUUAAUGAAAUGCAAAGAAUUCACGAAGAAUACGGAGCGAUUUUCGAUCAUCUUUUCAGGCAGCAUCAGAAAUCUUGCAAACAGCCAAUCGAUCUAAGUCCGGGGGAUUUGCUCUAUUAUGGAGGCGUCGAAUGGUUAAAUAUUUCUGACUUCUUAGGAAAGAUCAAAAAAGGCCUGGAACUUCAUGCGAUGUGCUUUGUUUUUAAAUCUGCAGUAGUUUUCCUCUGCAAGGAGAGGCUGAGACAAAAGAAAAAAUUAAUGGGUGUUUCGACCAAAGCUAACGCGAGUGAAGUCGAGAUCAUUCGAUAUCAGGUUUUAAUUCCUGUUACUGAAGUUCAGGUGAGGGCGAGUUCGGCAAAGGAUAUGGAGUCACACUUCCUCUGGGAAUUGAUCCACCUUAGAAGUCAAUUGCAAAGGCGCUCAGAAAAAGUCUACGUUCUUUCUAACAGCACGACGGAAUUUAGGAAUGCUUUCCUAAAGACCAUUCGGCAGAUAAUAAGAGAGUCGGUCAGAAACAUGAGUAUUCCUUCAACGAAGCCCCAUUUGUCUCAACCGCCAAUGACUAUUUCACCCCGGAUGUCGAGUGGACACGUGGAAAAAUUUGAAAAAAGUGGAAACCAAAUUCAGGGUCAAAAUGGAACCAUAAUAAUGACUGGGUCGUUAUCAAAAAAGGCUUUGAAGCAGCAACUUCUGGCUAAUUCUCACAAUUCGAAGAGAAAAUACAGCCAAUCGAAGGCUGUAGAUCGGGAAAGUGUAGAGGAUAAAGAGGGGGUGGAAAAUGCAAGUGCAGGUCAACAACAAACGUUCCGAUCGAGGAGCAAGACCAUUAGUGACACUUCUGGGGAAGUAAAAGUCGAAAUGGAUUCAGGUACGAAGUCGGAGGGCGAAGAGGACUCGCAAGCUUUUUUAGGGGAGAAAAAAGCAAAUCUGGGUCGAACGCCUAAUCAUUUAACUUUGAGUACUACCUCAACAAUUUCUGCUGGAAGUACCGGAAGUCAGGCGAGACUAAUUCAGUCCUCCCAUCAGCCUGAAAAUUAUCAGCCAUCCAUGGUCAAAGAACUCGGAUCGCCGAUAUGGAAGCCUCGAGAAUUGCCGUCUCUCGGCGAAGCAACGACUUUGCCUCGUAAGGGAAAAUCGACCGGGGAAUUUGCUGAGAUGAGUUCGAGGCACAGCGCCUCCCGAAAGUCACUCGUAGAAAUCAACAAUUGUGCUCAAUAAUCCAACUUUAAUAAUCACGUCUAAUUAGUUAAUCGAAUAAUUAUUUAAAAAAUACAAUUUUAAAAUUAAAUCAAGGAACCUCGAUCUUCUGACGCAGGGAUUAUCAACUUAAAUCCAAUAUCUAAACUGUAAAGAUAUAAAUACCACAUAGUGCGUUGGUUGUUCGAGCUCAGCCAAUUUUUAUAAUUUAACCUAGAAACUUCAUUUGGAAACUUCAGGUUCUUUAAAUAUAAUCCGAAAUCAGUACAACAGUUAUAUAACGGGCAUUUAACAGUUAUGUAACAAAUAUGUAACAAGUACGUUAUAGUUAUAUAAAAUUUAUGUAACCGUUACGUAACAGUUGUGUAACCGAAGUG